AUGGCGUCUUCCUUCAGAGACCUCGCCAGGCUCUUCAACGGCCUCUCUUUAGUAGCCAACGAAUUCGCCAAGCGCUCUUUACCCGCCACAACCGAUCAUUUCGAUACCCUAAUCAAGAAAACCCUCCUCUCCGCCACCGACCUCACCGGCAUCACCAAAGGAAAGCUUCGCCAAUUCCCCAACCCUCCACCCUCCGCAAACCCUACACGCCACCACGCUGAUACUGCUUCUAGUUCCGUUGUUUUUUUCACCCACGAUAAUCCUCCUCAAUCUGAUUCAGCACCAGCACCAGCACCAACACCAACAACAAUAACAAACGAUGGCGAUGAUGCCAAUUCUUCUUCCGACGCAUAUCACCGGCAAGCUUCCGAUGCAAAUGUUUGUGCUGCGGAAGAAGAGAAAAGUGAGCUUGUGACUUCUGCAAAAACGGUUAAUCAAGAUGCGAGUGGGGAUGUGGCACCUUCGCCGCCGUUGAGGAAACGAAAACCCAGGGAGAGGAAGGUUCCCGCAACUCCAUUUGCUAGGGCUCUUGGGUUUGCUGGGCUAGGAGCGGGUCUUGCGUGGGGGACACUUCAGGAAUCUGCCAAGAGGCUUGCCUUUGGUACGCCUGCUUCGCCAGGCAACCAAUCUGCACUUUCCCCGUUUUUAUCUGAAAAAAAUGCAGAACGUUUGGCUCUUGCACUGUGUAGAAUGCGUGGAGCUGCGCUUAAAAUUGGGCAGAUGUUGAGCAUACAGGACGAGUCACUUGUUCCUGCUCCGAUCUUGGCUGCAUUAGAAAUUGUCCGUCAAGGUGCAGAUGUGAUGCCAAAGGGGCAGCUUAAUCAAGUUUUAGAUGCUGAAUUAGGUCCUGGUUGGCCAUCAAAAUUAAUUAGUUUUGAUUAUGAACCUAUAGCUGCUGCAAGUAUCGGCCAGGUGCAUCAAGCUGUCAUGAAGGAUGGCAUGCAAGUCGCAAUGAAAAUUCAGUACCCUGGUGUUGCAGAUAGCAUUGAUAGUGACAUUGAGAAUGUGAAGCUUGUUUUAAACUACACAAAUCUAAUUCCUAAAGGACUUUAUCUUGACAGAGCUAUAAAGGUGGCCAAAGAAGAAUUAUCCCGCGAAUGUGAUUACAGGUUGGAGGCAGCAAAUCAGAAGCGGUUCCGAGAUCAUCUUACUGGGAUAGACGGAUUUUAUGUUCCAAUUGUUGUGGAUGAUAUUUCAAGUAGAAGAGUAUUAACUACAGAGCUUGUUUAUGGAAUUACAAUUGAUAAAGUGGCAUCACUGGACCAGGAAACUCGUAAUUAUAUUGGCAAAAAGUUAUUAGAACUCACAUUGAUGGAGUUAUUUGUAUUCCGAUUUAUGCAGACCGAUCCUAAUUGGGGUAAUUUCUUAUUUGAUGAAGCUACAAAGACAAUCAAUCUGAUUGAUUUUGGAGCAGCUCGGGAUUACCCUAAAAGAUUUGUUGAUGAUUAUUUAAGAAUGGUUCUAGCAUGUGCAAAUGGUGAUAGUGAUGGGGUCAUUGAGAUGUCCAGGAGACUUGGGUUCCUCACCGGAAUGGAAUCAGAUGUCAUGCUAGAUGCCCACGUCCAAGCUGGGUUUAUUGUGGGUUUGCCAUUCUCAAGAUCUGGUGGAUUUGAUUUCCGAUCAAACAACAUUACUCAAAGCAUUUCUCAUCUUGGAGCAACAAUGCUGAAGCACAGGCUCACUCCUCCACCUGAUGAAGCCUAUAGUCUGCACAGAAAGCUUUCCGGUGCUUUUUUGGCGUGCAUUAAGAUUGAGGCCGUUGUCCCGUGUAGGGAACUGCUGCUUGAAGUAUACAAACAUCAUAAGUUUGGUGAAGAAAAUGAGAUAUUGUCCAGUGGCUCAGUGCCUGCAUAG
Molecule: messenger RNA, 1854 nt
Organism: Sphenostylis stenocarpa
Lineage: Eukaryota; Viridiplantae; Streptophyta; Magnoliopsida; Fabales; Fabaceae
Source: the annotation of a GenBank genome assembly